Calliphora vicina (urban bluebottle blowfly) is the source of this 9279-nucleotide messenger RNA. It is a transcript of the gene crb, whose product is annotated as crumbs. Gene Ontology annotation, biological process: establishment or maintenance of epithelial cell apical/basal polarity; heterophilic cell-cell adhesion. Lineage: Eukaryota; Metazoa; Arthropoda; Insecta; Diptera; Calliphoridae. The transcript has 14 exons. Gene Ontology annotation, cellular component: protein-containing complex; plasma membrane. The coding region runs from base 730 to 7704 and encodes 2324 amino acids. Gene Ontology annotation, molecular function: calcium ion binding. The record is from RefSeq and is a predicted model, not a curated record.
CUGACUGGCUGAACUGACAGCCUGAGUUUUUGUUAGCAAAUAUUCAGUUUACAAUCUGUUCUCGAGCGUAAUUGUUGUUUAAUUUUCAAAAGUGCCACAGCCGGGAUUUAAGCGCGACAUUUUCAAAAGCCCCUUGAGAUGGCUAAAUACGUUGAGUGCAAGUGUAAGAGAGACAACAAAUUUUUAUGAAAAUAUUUCAAACAAAAAAAAAAUUAUAAUAUAAUUUUGUUGUUGUCUUUAUAUGUAAAUUGGAUAAAAAAAAUUAAUAAAACAACUUGUGAAUAAGUAUCUUUCUGUUUAAGGGAAAUGAAAAUUGAAUUUUUAAUAAUGAAAUAAAAAAAAAUAAUGAAAUAUGUGCGAAUGAUACUUGAAUCAUUAAAUAUUUAAGCAAAGAAAAGACCAAGCGCAAUUGUGUUGCGUUUUGUACAUAAUUGUGAAUAAAUUAAUAAUAUUAAAGAAAAUAAUCAUAAAAUAUUAAGUGGUAAAUAGAUAGAGUACGUACAAAACAAAUUCAUUUUUGCAUAAAAAAAAUACUCACACCUAUAAAAUAACUAACAUACACUUGUGUGUGUGUGUGUUUGAGCAUGUAAAACCAAUAAUUAACAAAAAAAAUAUAAAAAAACUUUCAAAGCCUUAAUGAUUUAAAACAACAAUAAAUACAAAGAAAAAUCGUUAAACAUUCCUGGGUUGAGAAAAACAAAAUAAAUAAACGAAUAAACAAAACAUAAAAUGCAAACGUCAUUAGAAUCAUUAACGUCAUUAUUAGUAUUGCCAACAUCAUUAUCAUCAUCACCUUCGGAAGCAGCAAUGCAACAUCAAUACAAACAAAAACAACAGCAGCAGCAACACCAACAACACUCAUGCAAUAAUAACAAAAAUAAUAAUAAUAAUGAACAUCAAUCACACAAAAGAAUAGAAAAACGAAGAACAGCAACGAAAACGAUAACAGAACAACAUUUUAAAACAAUUCCUACAACAACAGCAGCAACAAUGUCGACGCCAAAGUAUGCGUCAGCAAAUGUACAACAAAAUCUACCAACUACAACAAUAUUAACAACAGCAGAAGAAUCUACAAUAAGAACAAAAAUAGCCGCAAAAAAUGCAUUAACAAAACAUUGGCGGCACAAUGAUAACAAUACAAAUAACACAACAAAUUCAACAACUACCAAUUCGAAUAAAAGUUCAAUCUCGAAUAUAAUGAGUAGUAAUCAAAGUGAUAAGACUGCAUUCAGCAGUUACGCCACCAAAAGAUCUAUUCCCUGGUCCCAUAACUCGUGUUCAGCUGGUCAACUAGUACAAUGGAUAUUUUUAACAUUAUUAAUUUAUUUAUCAAUGGAUUCCUCUGGUGUCUCAGCUACAUCCAAAGAAGCAUAUUUCAAUGGCUCGGCAUAUUUGCGUUUGUUGUCACCCAUGCCCAUAUGGGAUCAUUCCGCCAUAAGUUUUCGUUCAUGUCGCGGUGGUGAAAUUUUAGCUCAACAAUACAAUAAAAACUCAAUAGUAAUCUCUGUGCUCAAUGACUUUUUGCAAAUAUCACUGGCCGGCCCGGCCGUCAUAGGACCCAAUAAUCGUGUCGAUGUGAAAUAUUCGUAUCAUUUGCUAGACAACAGAUGGCAUACGUUACAAUUCAAAUAUGAGUAUGGCAAUUUAUAUUUGUAUAUUGAUCGUGAAUCGAGGAUAUUUGCAAACUCUACCUAUAAUAGUCAGUUUUUAACGAAUCAGGAUAUUGGCAACGAAGCGGCCAUUUUAAUAUUGGGCAACUCCUUUACCGGUUGUUUACAAGAUGGUCCCGGCCUACAGUUUAUUAAUGACUCGAUGACUGUACAGAAUGCUGUAUUUGGUCCAUGUCCUUUGGGCAAUGGUCCCUGCUCAGAUCAUGAUAUACCUUUGAGAAAUCAAGACUUUUGUGCCAAUGAUCCCUGCAUGGGUCAUGGCUUGUGCAUUUCUCACAACGAUGGCUAUGAGUGUCGUUGCACUGCCCGCUAUUCGGGUAAAAACUGUCAAAUGGACAAUGGCUCUCCCUGUGAUCGCAAUCCCUGUUCAAAUAGUGGCACCUGCUUUGAAGACAGUCGCGGUGAUUACCAGUGCAUUUGCACCCCCAAUCACACGGGCAAACACUGUGAAACGGAAAUCAAUAUAAAUCCCUUGUGCCAGGUUAAUCCAUGUGCAAAUAAUGGUGCCUGCGUUGUAGCGCCUGGUAGUUCGAAUAUAGAGUGUGAAUGCCCCAAAGGUUAUGCCGGCACGCAAUGUGAAAUUGAUAUGGAUGACUGCGCCUCGCAACCUUGUCAAAACAAUGGCAAAUGCAUGGAUUUGGUCAAUGGUUUUAUAUGUGAUUGUGCCAAUACUGGUUUUAUGGGUCCUUUGUGCCAGACCAACAUCGAUGAGUGUGAAGCGAAACCCUGCCACAAUGGUAAAUGUUUUGACACCAACGGCUGGUUCAUAUGCCAGUGCUCUGAUGGCUGGGGAGGAGAACUGUGUGAAAAGCCCAUUAGUUGUCAAACUCAGCAGUGUUUGAAUGGCGGUACCUGUUUGGAUAAGCCCAUAGGUUUCCAAUGUUUGUGUCCUCAGGGUUUUUCGGGUGAGCUGUGUCAACAAGGUCCACCUCCAUGUCCUCAAUGUCCCAUUGACUCGGAGUGCAUAGGAGGAAAAUGCAUAUGCAAGCCAGGAACUUCAGGCCCUAUUGGCCAUUGUUUACCGAUAACGACAACAACUACAAAUAUGCCACCCAUAUCACCCAGUAGUGCUACCUCCGCCCUUGUAAGCAAUCAACAACAAUCCCGAUCAGCUCAGUUGAAUGCAUGUUCCUCUGAUAAGUGUCUGAAUGGUGGCACUUGCCAAGGUUUUGCCACCAAUUACACUUGUAGUUGUGCUAGUGGAUACAAAGGCUUUAAUUGCGAAUUGCCCUCUAAUGAUGUCUUGCCUUCGAGCAUACCCUUGUCAGGUUGCAAGUGUUUAAAUGGUGGUACUUGUUCUUUGAACGGCACCCAUUGCUACUGUCCGACUGGCUAUUCUGGUGAACGCUGUGAAAAAUUAGAAGCAUGUACGGUGGCCAACUGUCAAGAGCCCAUGAUAUGUUCUCAAAAUAAAUGCAUUUGCCCGGAAAACAAAAUCUGUACUGUGUGUGCUACACAACCUUGUCGCAAUGGCGGUGUUUGCUCCGAUUUACCCAAUGGCGAUUACGAGUGUAAAUGUCCAGCUGCCUGGACUGGUCGUAAUUGUAUGAAGGAUGUCGAUGAGUGUCAGAUAUCACCAAAAAUAUGUGGCAAUGGAAUUUGCAAAAACGAGGAAGGCUCCUACAAAUGCUACUGUACUCCUGGCUUCACGGGCAUUCACUGUGAUUCCGAUGUCGAUGAAUGCUUAAGUCAUCCCUGCCAAAAUGGAGCAACCUGUCAUAAUAAGAUUAAUGCUUACGAAUGUGUUUGUCCACCCGGUUACAUGGGUCUCAACUGUGAAAUCGAUAUUGAUGAAUGUGCCAGCAAUCCCUGCUCCAAAGGUUCGACUUGUAUUGAUAUGAUUAACAAUUUUACUUGCUCCUGUAUACCGGGAAUGACGGGUCGUUUCUGUGAAAUCGAUAUUGAUGACUGUGUGUCGGGACCCUGUCAACAUGGCGGCAAAUGUAUCGAUGAAUUGGGCGGUUUCCAUUGCAACUGCAAUUCUACCGGCUAUGAGGGGCGUUAUUGUGAAUCGAAUAUAGACGAGUGUGCCACGAAUCAGUGUGUUAACGGUGCAGAAUGUAUUGAUCAGGUCAACGACUACUUUUGUAAAUGUUAUGUCGGAUUUAGGGGAAAGAAUUGUGACAUUGACAUCAAUGAGUGUGAAAGUAAUCCAUGUCAGUAUAAUGGCAACUGUUUGGAGAGAUCGAAUAUAACCCUAUACAAUCUUGCCCAUACAAUGGAUUUGCCAAGUGUUUUUAGUCAGACAUUUAGCUUUGAAAAUGCCAGUGGCUAUGAGUGUGUCUGUGUGCCGGGCAUAAUGGGCAAGAAUUGUGAGAUCAAUAUUAACGAAUGCGAAAGUAAUCCGUGUAGCAAACAUGGCACAUGUAAUGAUGGUAUCGGCUCCUAUACUUGUGAAUGUGAUCCUGGCUUUGAGGGCACCCAUUGUGAAGUUAAUAUUGACGAAUGUGAUCGCUAUAAUCCCUGUGGAGCUCAUGGCACCUGUAUCGAUCAGACCAAUGACUAUGAGUGUGAUUGUGAUGCCAUGUAUGGCGGCAAGAACUGUUCUGUGCCUUUAAUUGGUUGCGUUAGUGCUCCUUGUUUGAAUAAAGGUAUUUGUAAGCCAUAUUUGGUUAACGAAACCGAGCAUCUGUUCAAUUGCUCCUGUCAACAUGGCUUUCAAGGUGACACCUGUGAGAAAACCACCACAAUUUCCAUGGUAGUUAGUAGUUUGAUAACGGUUAAGACCCAGCGUGAGGAGGGUUAUGACAUCAAUUUACAAUUUCGUACCACUUUGCCUAACGGUGUUUUGGCGUUCGGUACUUCGGGAGGUCAAAAUGAGCCAGUUAGCUAUAUUUUGGAAUUGAUCAAUGGCCGUUUGAAUUUACACUCGUCCUUGCUGAAUAAAUGGGAGGGUGUCUUCAUUGGUUCGAAUUUGAAUGAUAGCAACUGGCAUAAGGUGUUUGUGGCCAUUAAUACUUCUCAUCUGGUGUUGUCGGCCAACGAUGAACAGGCUAUAUUCCCGGUGGGUUCUUAUGAAACCUCUAAUGGCAGCCAGCAACCUUCAUUCCCUCUCACCUACUUGGGUGGUACUAUACCGAAUUUGAAAUCCUACUUGAGACAUUUAACGCAUCGCCCCUCCAGUUUUGUGGGUUGUAUGCAGGAUAUUGUGGUAAAUGGCAAAUGGAUUUUCCCCGAGGAACAAGGUUUAGAUGACAAUACAACAUUGACUCACAUACAAAGCGGUUGUCCACGCGCCGCACAGUGCAACCCAAAUCCCUGUCACUCGAAUGGUAAAUGUACGGAUCUUUGGCAUACCUUCUCCUGCACGUGUCAGAGACCUCACUUUGGCUAUACUUGUAAAUAUAAUAUAACUGCCGCCACAUUUGGCCAUGAGAAUACCUCGCAUUCGGCUGUAAUAGUGGAAACAAAUGAUGCAGCGCGUAGAGCUAUCAGAUCUGUUUUGGAUAUCUCCAUGUUCAUACGCACCAGGCAGCCUACUGGUCAGGUCUUCUAUUUGGGCAGUGAUCCUCGUAAAACAGCCUCUAAAGGAGCUGAUUCUGGCAGUUCUUAUGUAGCUGCCAAAUUACAAGGCGGUGAACUGUUGGUGAAAAUGCAAUUCAAUGGCACUCCUGAGGCAUAUACUGUGGGUGGCAAUAAACUGGACAAUGGCUACAAUCAUUUGAUCGAAGUUGUACGCAAUCAAACCUUGGUGCAGGUUAAACUAAAUGGCACCGAGUACUUCCGCAAAACGCUGUCAUCGACAGGUUUACUGGACGCACAAGUGCUUUAUUUAGGUGGACCUGCUCCCACACCAUCCAACAGCGAAACAACUGCCACUGUUGUACCAGGCUCCGAAGUGGGUACUGAAUAUGCCACCAUCAAACCCGAAGAUUAUUUCAAGGGCAUCAUCCAGGAUGUUAAAGUAAGCAAUGGCUCGCACACCAUGAUUGUUGAAUUGUAUCCCUUGGAAGAGGAAGAUCUGGCCUUGCCCCCACCAUUUGGUGUGAUAACAAUCGAUCGUUCGUCGGUUUUGAAGGGUGAAGUGUCUGAUGAUUUGUGCCGUAAGAAUCCCUGUAGACACAAUGCUGAAUGUCGCAAUACAUGGAAUGAUUAUACUUGCAAAUGUCCCAAUGGUUACAAGGGCAAGGAUUGCCAAGAAAUCGAAUUCUGUCAAUUGGUUACAUGUCCUGGCAGCAGUGUGUGUCAAAAUCUCGAUGAUGGUUACGAAUGUUUGACAAAUAUUACAUUUAGAGGCAACGAGAAGGCACCAUUGGCUUUCACUUUCUACAAAGAGCAAAUGAAUGACGAAUUGAAGCCAAAAUUAAAACCAGUCAUAGAAAUAGCUUAUCGUACUCGUGCCGGCGGUACUUUGUUGUAUGUGGAAAAUCAACAAAGUUUCUUCGAAAUCGGUGUGAAUCAAGGCCAAGUUACGGUUACUUGGAAAUUCAAUCAAGACUCUUUGGGUGAUACCAAACGCUUUAGCAAAGAUAAUUCGGAUGGCAUUGAAUGGAGUAGAAUCUACUUGAGAGCCCACAAUGGUAAAUUAGAGGGUGGCUGGAAGGGUUGGGAAAGUAUGGUGGAUCCAUCGCCAGCAUUUUCCGCCGACGUAGAUAUGAAUGCCUUCCAGGAUUUAAUCUCAAGUGGAGCUCAAGUUUAUUUGGGCGGCAUGCCAGUUGUUAGUCAAAAUCAACAGGCCCGUGUAACGGUCUCUUCCCAGCAAGGUUCUCAAUUCAAGGGCUGCCUGGGUGAAGCCAGGGUGGGUGAUCUCCUAUUGCCCUAUUUCACCAAUGAAGAAAUGUAUCCCAGAACUGAAAAUGUUUCGGUGCAACCACAAAUACAAUUCCGUUUGAAUUCUACACGACCAGAUGAGGGCUGUAUUUUGUGUUUCAAAACGGACUGUAAAAAUGGUGGUGCCUGUAGUUCUCCUACCGAGGACUAUGCCUGCACCUGCCUGCCCGGCUAUGAUGGCGAUGAUUGCUCAAAUGAUAUCGAUGAAUGUGCCACGGCCAUGUGUGAAAAUAAUUCCACCUGUAUUGAUAAAGUUGCUGAUUUCCUGUGCGAUUGUUUGCCCGGUUACGAUGGUCGUUUCUGUGAAAAUAAUAUUGAUGAAUGUGCCACGCAGCCCUGUCAUAAUGGCGGCAACUGUACCGAUCUUAUAGCAGCGUUCCAUUGCGAUUGUACCGAUGAUUAUGCGGGAGCACAGUGUGAUGUCUUGAAACAGGUUAUUUGUGAGAAUCUGCCAUGUAAAAAUAAUUCUACUUGCCAGGAUGGAUUUAAUCCCCAAACGAGCAAUAAUUUCACUUGUAGCUGCAUGCCAGGCUAUGAAGGAGCCAUUUGUGACAUGGCCUUUUGUGAAUUGACACCAUGUGAACAUGGAGGCUUAUGUAUUAUCACUGAGACAAUGACUCCCAUGUGCCAAUGUAGUUUGGGUUACUCAGGUCGUUUGUGCGAAACAGACAUUAACGAAUGCGAAUCAAAUCCCUGCCUGAAUGAUGGCAAAUGUACCGAUUUGGUGGGCGGAUAUAAAUGUAAUUGUACCGAUACGGGUUUCGAAGGGGAUAACUGCGAAAUCGAUAUAGAUGAAUGUGCCAUGAGUGUGGAAUACUGUGGUGGUUUAGGCAGAUGUAUAAAUCAACCGGGAUCCUUUAAAUGUAUUUGUCAAGACUCUUUCUGUGGGGCGUACUGUAAUUUCACGGAUCCCUGCAAACAAGAAGGACAACAGCUGUGCAUGAAUGGCGGCAAUUGCAUAGAAGCCUGUGGUGAUGAAGCAGAUUAUUAUUGUAACUGCACAGAGGGUUAUACGGGCAAAAAUUGUACUGUAUUGAUAACUUCUCGCGAAGAACCCAGCACUGCCGAUAUAGCCAUUAUUGUUAUACCGGUUAUAGUGGUAUUACUAUUAGUGUGCGCCGGUUUAUUGGUGACAUUUUUGGUAAUGGCUCGAAAUAAACGUGCCACUAGGGGCACCUACAGUCCUAGUGCUCAAGAAUAUUGUAAUCCUAGACUGGAAAUGGACAAUGUGUUAAAACCGCCACCGGAAGAAAGACUCAUUUAGUCAAAUUUCCUUUACAUACCUAUAGCAAUGUGUCUCUAAUGUUAUUUAUUUUACAUUUUAUUUAACAUAUUUUAAGUGUUUUUUUACAAAAUAUUUAAUUGAUUAAAAAAACGAUACUACUACAACUUCUUUUAAAAACAUUCCGCCCAUUUUCUAGCAAAAAAAUAAGAAAAAAAUCUUUUUAUAAUUUUUAAUUAACGUUUAACGAUAUACUAAGUAUAAUAUUAGUUUUACCAUUAAAAACAAAAGAAAAUGUCUUUAAAGUGGUUUAGAAACCAAAACUCAUUAAUUUUCCUCUUCCUCUCAUGUGUAUUCUGAAUACUUUUUCUUUCUGUAUUAAAGGAAACUUAAUUCGGAUUCUUUGAUUUUUGAACUUUAUAAGUAAAAUAUUUAAUAAUUAAGUUAGGUGCCAAUAAGUCCUUUUAACAAAAACAUUUUAAAAUUCUCUUCCUAUUUUUGAUCUUUGUUUAUAGAGAAUUUAACAGCUAAUAUUUUCUAUAGUUUUUCUUAAAUUAAAAAUAUUUGAAAUUAUUAGGCUCAGUUAUAUUACGUUUUAUCAAUGUUAUAUUUACACUAUUUAUUAAAUUGUUUGUUUAAACAAAAAGAAAGCAAUGUAAUACUAUUAUUUAAUAGCACUCAGAACAGAAUUAUUAUGUACCAGUGAUUUUGAUAGAGUUCGAACAAACUUUACUAAUAAAAAAAAAUAACAAAAUCUCUUUUAUUGAAAACUAAUUUUGGAUAAAACUUUUCGUUUUUUAAAUUCUUGACAUAAACUACUAUCAUAAUCACUGGCACUUGUAAUCACACCUUAUAGCUGAGUAAGUGGACAAUAUUAGUUAAUCAAAGAAAAUCGAAUUUUCUUAUCUAGAAUUUGCUUAUUUAGGAUUUUGUUUUCAUUUUAGUGUUCCCAUUCAGUAAAUGUUUGUAUUGUAUUGAAAUGUUUGAAUUAAUCUGAUCUGACUUUUCAUCUGCCCAUUAGAAAAUCAAAAUAUUGAAACUUUUGUGAUUUAUAGAUUGUACGAAAAGAUUUUAUAUUUGUAAUUAGAACAGGCAGCAUUUUGAUAAUAAUUUCAGAUUCUGACUUUCUGAAUUUAACCUGCUAAGUGGAUAAUUAGAAAUGUUAGCUUUAUUUUAAUAUAUCCAAUGAGCGAAUCAAACAAAAGAAAAAACUAGGGAAAUAAUUGCUUCACUACGUCAGCUCUCUCCACACUUUAUCACCCUUUAUGACCCUCUUUUUCGUAAUAUGUACUUGUUUUGUAUAUAAAUGGAUCAAAUCUAUCAUGUUUAUAAAUUUUUAAUUAAAUAUAUCAUAAUUUGUUUAAUAUAAGUCAAACUAUUUUUCAUUUAUUAUAUUUUAAAAACUACUAAGUUCUUUUUUUUUUGUGACAUCUUAACGAAAUAUUUAAUAUUUUUUUAAAAUUUAAAUUAAAUAAUGAAAAAAAACGUAUAUAAUUAAAUACCUAUUAUUCUAUUAUACAUAUAUAGUAUAGUAUAUUAUGUAUUAUUAAUAUAUAAGAAGACUGUAAUAUAUAUUUUGAAAAUAAAUAAAAUGUUAAAUUAAUUUAAAAAACAAAA